GGCUCACCAAUUCCCGCUAUCUCUGAGCACACCCAGUGGGGGGCGAUCCCUACAUGCUCCUUCUUUCAGUAACGUUUGUGGUUUAAGAACCGCAGUGUCAUCGCGGGGUCAGAGGCUUGGCCCAAUUAUCAAAUCGCCUGAGCUGGGUAGACAAGAGUUUAAAACCUGUUUGGUGGUUUUGGACCCCUAAGGCUCAGCAUUUCUUAUCUCGAAACACAUCAUGUAGAUGAUGCUGACAAACCGUAUUAAGGGGAAACUGGUAUAUUUACAUAUGCAUCAUGUCCAAAAUGGUGGUCUUCCGUGUGGGACUUGGUGUGGUCCUGGGAGCAGCUGCAGGAAUAGGUCUCUUCUACUACUUCUACAAACAAAAGAGAAAAAAGCCCCAGCAAAGAGGGCGAUCCAAAUCACCAAUGGGCGAUCCAGAACACACACAAAUUCUACAGCCUUAUAAUCAGGUUCCACGGAUGAGACAAGCACCAGUGGAAGGUGGUGAUAGCAUCCCAUAUACAGCUCAUCUAACACAAGAAGAACAGGCUGAAGUGCUGAACCGUCUGGACUUUGUGCUCAAAAGCCUUAUAGAACUGCGACAUGAAGUGGAAGAGUUGCGGAAUACCCUGCAGGGUUUAGCAGGAGAGAUAGUUGGAGAAGUCAGAACCCAACUAGAGGAAAGCCAGAAGGUUAUUCGGCGGAGGCGUGCUGUAUAUCCCAGAGAAAGGAGUGAUUCCACAGGUUCCAGCUCUAUAUAUUUCACAACCAGCUCUGGAGCUGCCUACACUACUGAUGGUGAAAGUGAGGGAGGCUAUACUACAGCCAACGCAGAGUCUGAUUAUGAUCGCGAGUCUGAUAAAGAGAGUGAGGAAGGAGAAGAUGAAAGAAGUUGUGAGACUGUGAGAACGGCAAGGAGGGAUUCCUUAGACCUUGUCAAUGAGGAUGAAACACUGACUUUGGACCCUGCUACAGACGAAGCACUUGGUCAGUUGCUCCAGCAAGCAGAUCGCUUGCACAGUGGGACCGAACAGGAGAAGAGAGAAGGAUUCCAACAGCUGCUUAACAAUAAACUAGUGUAUGGUGACAAGCAGGAUUUCCUUUGGCGCCUGGCCCGAGGUUAUAGUGAUAUGUAUGAAAUCACGGAGGACACAGAUGAGAAGUUAUCUUUUGCGUCUGAUGGAAAGGAUGAGGCAGAAACAGCUUUGCAGAUGGGAGAUCAAAGUGCUGAGUGUCACCAGUGGUAUGCCAUUUUAUGUGGCCAGGCUUCAGAAAACGAAAGUAUACAAAAACGCAUACAAGCAGGGCACAAUUUCAAGAAACAUGUAGACAAAGCAAUUGCUCUGAAACCAGAUGACCCCAAAUCUUACUAUCUCCUGGGCCGGUGGUGUUACCAGGUCUCUCAUUUGGGAUGGUUGGAAAGGAAAACUGCUGCUGCCUUGUAUGAAGAACCUCCCACAGCCACUGUUCAGGAUGCACUGCAGAAUUUCUUAAAGGCCGAAGACCUGAGUGCUGGUUUUUCAAAAGUGGGAAGAAUAUACAUUGCCAAGUGCUACAGGGAACUGGGAGAUAACUCGGCAGCUGCUCACUGGCUGAGUUUGGCUUCAGAGUUGCCAGUCAUCACAAAAGAGGAUGCUGAAAGCAGUAAAGAGAUGGAAGAGAUGGAAGCAAAUUCAGAAGACUAAGCAAGUUGAAAGAUCUGUCUGUAUAAUAGUUGUGUAAAUGCAGUGAAAGUUCCAGUCUAAAAGGUUUCACAGCCAUUAUUAUCCUUGCUGGGCUUCAUGAACAUGCCGCAGAAUGCAAAUGAAAAAUCAAACUGUGGUUUCAGCUGUCCUUUUUCAAAGAAUUAGGCUGGCAUGAUAGUCAGAGAAUCAGAGAAAAGUGAUUCAUCUCAUAUCCCUUGAUUGCUAAAUCAGUAUGCUUAAGUGUCCUCAAAACAAAAGUUACCAGGUUGAUUAUUUUUUCAUGCUUGUGUUUUGCAUAUUCACCAGCCAGACAUUUCCAAGACACAUUAAUUGCACACUUCCUUAAUUGUGAUGUGAUCAACAUGGCAUUUUGUGUGUUAAUCCUGUUUUCAUAAUACAUUAGAAAUUAAUCAGUAAAAAGAAGGCCUAUAUUAAAGCAGACCUGGGGAGGAUUUUUAAAAAGUUUCCCAUUUAAAAGCAGUUUCCCAUUUAAAAGCAGUUUCCCAUUUAGAAUCUCCCCAACUAGCUAUAUGUUGAGUAUAUACCCAAUACCUUUAUGCUUUCCAGUUUAAUUUGCCAUAAGACAAAUAGCUUGAACUGGGGGGGGGAGUAAAUUUGGAAACAAGGUUUAUGGAAAAGUUUUAAAUGUCCCCUUUUCUAAUACCCCACACUUGUAGUGAGCAGCAGAGCAAGGUGGCAUUGCUUACCUGGCUUCCCAGCAUAGAGGUUGCUGCUGGUAAAUAGGAAGCGGAGGGGCAAGGCAAUGGGGAGGUUGGUGUUGCGCAGGUACAAUGGCAGGACCAAUCCGAUAUUCCCCACGCUGGAUCUGGAUCAAGCUCCAUGUCACUUUGCCCCUUUCCUUCUCUGCUACUGGCAGUGACUUCACAUUAGGAAGCCAGGUAAACAAUACUGUUCUGCUGGUCCACAGCCUCAGCCUAAACCCAAUUACUGCUUUGAUCUAAAUGGAAAAAGGCAAUGGAUCCUGUUUUCUGGAUUCACCUGUGUUGCAUCUAGUUUGAACUGGAUGGAUAAGGUAGAAUUAUAGAUCACUGCUUCCUCUGGCAAAGUGAUUAAUGCUUAAUCAGUGGACGCUUGACAGUCUGUUCACUACACAUGAUAAAUAUUGUUGACUUGGCCAUUUUUACUCAAGGCAGCAUAGUACUGUCACUUUCCAUUGCCCCUAUUGUUAAUAUCCAGGUGGGGAUUGAUAGGAGAACAUUGGGUGCAAGUACAAUAUUCCACAAGUUAGACUUCUGUUUGAGCCCUUACAAAUAACUCUGGAAAUUGUGCCCAACGCAUGCACCUUGUAAGCUAUAUGCAUAUUCAUCUAGCUGCUUGUGGACUUUGUGUUCCUUUUGCAGUACUCCACUUCUUCCGCACAGUACACUAUAACUGUGGCACUGCCAUUCAUUAAAGCCACGAGGGGCACCCAGCCGAAAAACUUAGAAAAACCUUAAUGUUGGGGAACCAAAUAAUUUGCCUUCAGUUUUUGGAGGUGUUUGAGAGAACUAACAUUACUGCUGCAAAGGGCAAUUAAAAUAUGUUUUAAGUUUAAGGAAUAAAAACAAAGAGUUUUCUUCAUCUGCUGGCCUUUAACAGUAUAUUCCAAGAUAUAUUUUUAAAAUUAUCUUUCAUUCCUUCUCUUCAGCCAUGAGCAUUACCUGCCUACUGUAGAAUACAGCGUAGGGGGAAAUUCUUGGUUCUGAAAGAGAACCAAGAUCUGUAUUUUCCAGAGCUGUCGCUGAGUUGUACAGAAUAUGCAAUGCCUAAGAGGUGGAAUUAAAUUACCAUUCAGUUUCAGCCUGUUGUAAACCAAACAAUCUUACUACUUCCAGAGCACAGAAUAAUUCUGUUUUCUGUGUGCUGUAAUUUUUGCCAGGAAUUCAAGUGGGAUUUAUCAAUCCCCUUGAAACCUAAUUUACAGUUCACUUUAGCUGGAUAAUUACAGUGAUUUUUAUUGAAUACACGCUGCUGUAUUUAACAUUUCUAGAAAACACAAUUAGAGAGAAUAUUUUAUAUAAAAAUCAUCUAAUCUAUUCACCUAAGUACGGUAUGUAUAUAACAUUACGCUAGAAUUGCUUUUGAACAUUACAACAAAUCAAGUUGGAAGACAAGAAAUACUUCUGUCCAAAGAUUUUCCUGGUGCAUAUUUUCCUGUCUCUUAAUUCGUAUUUAUAUCUAAAAACAUUAGAUAGGCUGUCACUCUAGUCCUAUAAACAUUCAGAGAAGCAAGUACUUUUAUAGCCCUAUUUUUACUGUGCUCACAAGGAAAGGCAGCUGUGUUAAGAUGUGGGUUGUAUUCAACUUAAGUUGCACUCAGAGUAGACCCAUUGAAAUAAAUUUACGUUAGUCAUGUGCAUUAACUUCAGUGGCUGUACUCUGAGUAAGAAGUAUUGGAUACUGCCCUUUGAGUAGGUAGCAGUGUUACGUAUUCUUGUGACCCUGUGGUUUGGAUGAGAACAUACUGCCAGCUACUAAAUCACUAGGGUAGUUCCUUGCAUGUUCAAAAUGAUUGGCUAUAAAAUGUUCAGUGAAGGGUUCCUCAAGUUAAUUUAACAUAGUAAAAGUUUCCCGGUAUUUAAAGGUUUGUAUAAAUGCCUGAAAUAAUACUUGUUUUUAAAUACAGCAAGUCCUUGGAUAAAUCCUUGUUGCCCUUGCUAAUUUACUGUAAUAACAUUACCUCGCAAUCAACUUAGUUCAUGCCCCUUGCGAAUCUUAGGCCAUGCUAAAUCUAAACAAAAUCUAAACAAUCUAAUCUAAUCUAAGCAAAAUCUACACAAUCUAAACAAUGCCCUACUGUAAUACUUACUCCAUACUUCAUUCAAGUGAAGUACAAAUUGUAUCUUCAGCUUAGACCUGUGGUCCAUUUCCCUCAAACCAUCAGUUGUUUGUCACUUGUAGUGUGAUCUGAUGGGGGGGAGGGCAGAGUUAAGACCUGAAUUGGUAGUGUGCACCUCUUCCUAGCAAGGGACGGCUAAUGGAGACGUUAAAUUAAAAUAAAUCAGUUCAGCAGGAUUCCAUGCAAACCCCUUCAUGAUUCAGGGAGCGUUUUGCAUUAGAAGCUCCUGCUAAAACAAAGGAAGAAACACCAGUCAAAUUGGUUCCACAGCACUGAUAUCUGGCUGGUGGAGUCAAAAAGGUCCCCCAUCCCAUUCUAAAACCGCUAGUCAAAAUGUGCAUCUGGAUAUUGGACAUUUUGUUUGGGUGAAAAUGGGAGUGACUAACAAGAACAAUAUUUUAUUAUUUAUAAUGCCGCCCCCCCCCCAAAAAAAAAUCUGGCCUUGAGCCGCUCACAAGUAGUACUUGAAAAGGACCAGUCCAUAUAUUUGCAUUCAGAAGUACUUACGUUUUUCUGAAGUUAAAAAUUUGUUCGAUUUCUGUGCCUGACUAAAUUAUUUAUUAUUCCAAUGAAAGAACUAAUUGAAAUGCUUGGGAGAGCUGUAUGAAUUAUUAGACAGUGACCAAAGUAUUUUGUGUGAGUACUGCUUUUAAAAACUAUGCUCUGGAAGCAUUUAUAGAAGAUGGAGAACUGUAACUAAGGCUGCAAUUGUAUACUUGCUUACCUGGGAGUAAGCCCCACUGAACUGACAUAUUUCUAAAUAGAUGUGAUAGGAUUGCACUAUUAAGCACACUUUUCUGUCAUCGUCAUCGUCUGUCCCCCCAUUUUGACAUUCCACAUGCUUAUUUAUGAGACCUUUGGUGAUUCAGUGUUUGCUGUCACUAUCCAUUUCCUAAUGUGUUUAAAGCUUUAAAUUUCCAUGUGUGAUAUUCUGAUACUACAGAGAAACGAUGUCAAUUGCAAACACGUUCAUUUUUAUGUGAGAUGGAUGAAUUAAAUCACUGAUCUGAUUGUGCUUCUACAAGUAAGCCUGACGAACCUGACUAAAAUGCCAAUGAAGUAAACGAAGAAAGGGAUCUCAGUAACCUCACAUAAUAUCAACCUUUAAUUCAAGUACAGACAUAGUCAUGUGAUGCCCUAUGUAAAAAUUGCACUGUGUGAUCAUUUUAGGGCCCACAAAGCAGUGAGUAUCUUAAUGCACUUGACCAAAGCAAGGUCUUUAGUAUGAUUGCAAUAGCACAAGAAUGGUCCUUUAACUGCAUUACGUAUCCAACUAACAUCUCUCCCUGCCCCCCCCCUCCAUGAAUGAAUUGCCAUAUGGGAGCACUGCAUGGGGUUUUGGAGGCUGGGAGGAAAAAACUUUGAUAGGCUGGACAAGAUCUUCUGGCUAUGUAUGUGUGCCUUGCCCUUCAUCUAAGGAGCUGGAGAGAGAACUCUGCCUGCCUGCCUCCUUUUGUUCCUUUUCAGGAGAUUGCUGUUACAACUAACACCAUAGAACAGGCUCCCUCAACCUCGGCCCUCCAGAUGUUUUGGACUACAAUUCCCAUCAUCCCUGACCACUGGUCCUGUUAGCUAGGGAUCAUGGGAGUUGUAGGCCAAAAACAUCUGGAGGGCCGAGGUUGAGGAAGCCUGCCAUAGAAUCAUGUGUUGAAAAGAGAAUAGCUUUCUGAAAUUGGUUUAAGUAAUCAAGGCAAUAUCAUUUCGAGCAAGGUAGAUGGUAUACCUUGAGAUCAGUAUUUUGGAGAAGAGUAAUCUCUGAGGAAGGAUGGUUUGGGGAAAGUGGUUCUUCAUUUAGAAGGAGGUGCACUUUAGCAGCCUUAGGUGGAAAUGAUUUAUGUGUGUGUGGUGGUGGUUGGGUGUUUUUUUUUUAAGUUGCAUAUGUUUUGUUGACUAAACUGUGAAUAUAAAGGUGAAAAUCUUUUAUGACUGCACUGCAACCCUCCCAGAGGGUCACUAAGUACUUAAAAGUCUGAUGGAAAAAAAGGUAGUUCAAAAAGGCAGGUUGCAUUACUGACAAAACUUAUUUCCAAUAUCUAUUUUACAGGGAACAAAUGACAAUUAUUUUCAUGUAACUGUAUAUUUGUUUUUUAAAAAUCAAGCUAAUACAAUAGUUAAUUGUAAAACUGGGUGGUUUUAACUUCAACUUUAUUUGAAAUAAAAGUGACAACACUGCCUAAUGAUGAGUAUGUAACAGUUCUGAAAUAAAAAUAUCUGCAUUCUUUUUA
This is a messenger RNA of Zootoca vivipara (common lizard), 6734 nucleotides long. It is a transcript of the gene RMDN3, whose product is annotated as regulator of microtubule dynamics 3. The record is from RefSeq and is a predicted model, not a curated record. Gene Ontology annotation, cellular component: cytoplasm; mitochondrion; spindle microtubule. NCBI's taxonomy places the organism in Eukaryota, Metazoa, Chordata, Lepidosauria, Squamata, Lacertidae. Gene Ontology annotation, molecular function: microtubule binding.